ACGAGACAUUAUACUUGUGUAUAGCACUGUAUAGCACUAGAGCUCAUCAAAUGAUUCAGUGACGAGCAGCCAGCACUGAGCUCAGCAAGUCUGCUCCUCUUCGUGCACGGAUCAGCUCGAAUUGUGCGUGUGUGUUUGUGUGUGUGUGUGUGUGUGUUGUUGUGUGUUUGCGUGUAUAAAUGCGAGUCUCGAUUCAGCUGUGACUAGCGACGCAUCAAUAAUACAGCUUAUACAUGUAAAGCGUGUAUAUGCUUGUUAACUACUCGUACGCGCAUUUAACGAAUUUUGUGUUGUGUGUAUUUCGUACGUGAAGCGACUUUUUCUCUCGAGCUGGUCAAGUGAAACGCGCGUUUACAUGUGCAUGUUGUUGUAAAAGGAGGACUUCGAGGCUUGCUUGCUGCACGUCCAAGUGGCGAGUUCUGUUUAUCCCAUCCUUGCAUUGUGUUUUCUGGAUCUCAUCCGAGGCCAAGUCAGCAAUAUAUAAUACACAUAUAUAUCGUUAAACGUGUGGUAGCCAACGAAACCGUUGGUCUAAAGCAGCGAGCUGUCGUUUUUGCGGAACGUCGCCGUCGGCCGAGUUGCCAAAAGGACCAAGAGACAGUCUUCGUCGCUUCAUCAUCAUCAUAAUCAACCACUACUGUCACAAACAGCAGCUACAACAAUUGCGCGCGAGAAAAUGGCCGACUCAUGGAUGAGAAAUGUCAAUUGCCGAUUUUUCAAAAAUGGAAACUGCAGAGAUGGUCCUAUCUGCAGGUUUAAGCAUGUCAUAACUGCACCAAGAAGUGAUACUUCUAUGAAUGAAUCUAAUGUUUCGGAAGACACAGGUUAUUGUGAAUUUUUCAAACAGGGCACAUGUAGAUAUGGUAAUAGAUGUCAUUUCAUUCAUGGAUCUCCUAAUAACCAGUCAGGAAAUUCUAGCACUGAUUCAACUAGUAAAUCUGAAGGAUCAAAUGAAGUACAAGUUUUGGAGAAAGCAAUGAGCAUAGUUGAUGCAGAGUGGGCCAAUGCACCAGAAUUUAUUCCAUCAGCAUCAAAUUCUUCAAUUAAUACAUCAUUAGAAGAAUAUUGCGCAUCAGGAACAUCUGAAACACCUUUAACAUAUGCUCAAGCAUUAAAUCCUUCGUCAGGACAGCAGUCACAACUUCCGUCUUCGUUGGAUCCUCUAUGUCCUUAUGCUGAGGCAACAGGUGUCUGUAAAAAAUCAAAUUGUCCGUAUGUCCAUGGUGAUAUUUGUGACAUGUGUACUAGACCAGCUCUUCAUCCCGCUAAUGAAGAACAACGAAAAAAGCAUCACAAUGCUUGCUUGAAACAACACGAACUCAAUAUGGAACUGUCAUUCGCAAUUCAAAGAAGUCGAGAAAAAUCAUGUGGUGUUUGUUUUGAAACAAUAAUGGAAAAAUCAACAAGAGAACAAAGGUUUGGAAUUCUACCUAAUUGCAAUCACUGUUUUUGUCUUUCGUGUAUUCGAAAGUGGCGAAAAGCAAAACAGUUUGAAAACAAGAUCAUCAGAGCAUGCCCAGAAUGCCGAGUACCUUCUGACUUUGUAUGUCCAAGUAUGUUCUGGGUAGAUACGAAAGAAGAAAAAGAUAAAUUAAUAACAGAUUACAAGGAAGCUCUUAGUACCAAAGAUUGCAAAUAUUUUAAUAAAGGUAGUGGAAAGUGUCCAUUUGGUAAUAAAUGUUUUUAUCUUCACGCUUUGCCUGACGGCACGAAAACCGACGUGGGUCCUCCAGCACGAAUGCGUCGAAAUGCAGAUAAUGACCUUGAUUUCUUACGUACUUUGUUUUUGUUCGACUUCUUGGAUGAGAGAGAAGGAGUGUAUUAUGAUUUUCAAGAUAUCAUAAACAUGGUUUCAGACUCUGAUUCAGAAACAUGGUCUGAGUAUGAUGGAUAUGAUCUGUCGUCUUACUUUGAUUAGUUAUCUCUUUGCUAGAAUAUUGCCAGGAUCGGAAAAUUAUAAGCAGCCUUCGUUUUGUCUAAAAGACUACAUAGCGUAAGGAAAAAAUAUCAAGAAGUUUUAACCACCUUUGUUGCUAUAAUCUACUUAAUGAAACUUUCGAUUACUGGAUUCACUGUUUAUAUAAAGAACUCGUACCACUAUAAAAGCAAAUAGAAUUAAUCCAUUUGGUUUAAUUUGAAAGCACGACAUGCUUUUUCAAAGCGCUCACUUCGAAAGACUUUAAAAGGAAUGAAUCAAAUGAUAUCGCAUCGCUAUAGGAGAAAACUUAAAAAAUUUGCUAAAUGGACUUGUAAUGGUGCCUGCCUGCUGUGUAAUCUGUUUUUAAUAUGAUAAAUCGUUGACGUUGUUAUUAGAAUGUUGAAUUGUUAAUUAUCUCGAAGGAACGUAUAAAUCAUUAUUUAUUUAUUUUUAUAUAUGAAAAUUUACGGCGAUACCUGAUGUGUAAUUUUUGUACGGAUUAUUUUUCAUGCGAACAUAUAUACAAAGAUUACGUGAACUUAUGUUCCCUUCGAAAAAAAUCAGUGGCAGGCUGACAUUAGGUUCAAUCUCGAAUUAAAAAAAAUUAAUACCGUUAGAGAAAAAAUAAGAGGCUUGUUCACCUGUCGGUGUUUUGAGACGACUCUUAAAUUUCAUCGUCCGCUGACUUUUUAGGAUAAUGAAUUAUUCUUAAUAUGAUAAAAAAAUAUGUAAACUGAUUUAAUGAAUUAAAUCAGCAAACCAGUCAAAUUUUUGCUGACUGCUAGAUACGCGUAUUAUAAGCGUCCUUCGGCAAAAAAUACUGCGAACGUUUUUUAGCACAUUUCCAGAAAUAUGAUUAUAAUUAAAUUAAUGUUAUUACUUGGGCUGGGUAACAAUACAUCUAAUAUCUGGCUAAAAUUAUUGUUAAUUUAUAAAAUUACUUAUUGCUUGAAGGACCAGGAAUAAAUACAAAAAUGAUUUGGCAUAAGAUCUGUUUUUUACGAUAACAUAUAUUUUUUUUUGUCAUUAAAAAAAUAAAGUAAUUUGUAUUAUCUACGAUAAA
Messenger RNA from Trichogramma pretiosum, 2981 nucleotides. Its product is annotated as probable E3 ubiquitin-protein ligase makorin-1. Gene Ontology annotation, molecular function: metal ion binding; ubiquitin protein ligase activity. The transcript has 4 exons. Gene Ontology annotation, biological process: protein polyubiquitination. NCBI's taxonomy places the organism in Eukaryota, Metazoa, Arthropoda, Insecta, Hymenoptera, Trichogrammatidae. The record is from RefSeq and is a predicted model, not a curated record. The coding region runs from base 677 to 1918 and encodes 413 amino acids.